AUGGCAGGUGGUUCGUCAGCUUCGUCAGGCUCGAAGCGCAAGAGAGCAGCACCGGCUUUCUAUGCUGUCAAGGUUGGGUUCCAACCAGGGAUAUAUCAAAGCUGGGACGAUGCCAAGCAGCAAACCUCAGGGUUCAUAAAUCCCAUAUUCAAAAAGUUUUCCAUGCUCACUGAAGCGGAGGAAUUCAUGAAAGGCAAGAGCGUUAGCGUCCCAAAGUCUGGGAAAACGAAAUAUUACGGAGUGCAGGUCGGUCACACACCCGGGGUGUAUAUGGAUUGGCCUGCGGUUCUGGAGCAAGUAACAGGCUUCAAGGGGGCCAAACAAAAGCGAUUCGAAACGUUGGAGGAAGCACAAGCCUUCGUGAACGAAGCGCAACAGGGAGGCGCAUCCUCACACACCACUAGUACGCCAAUUAGUCUCAACGGCCAUCUCGACUCAACAUCAUCCGUAGUCGAAUCGCGAAAGAGUACAAAGAAGCAAAAACAAAACGACGGCUCAGCGUUAGCAACGGCGACGAAUGGCGAGUAUGAACCAGGUACAGGCCCUCUGCCACCAGACGCAGAAGACGGCUUCGACAGGAGAAUCAAGUAUGGGCGCCCCGACGGCCCUGAAGUGGAGUACAAGACACAGGAGGAGCUCAACCUGCGGAAACUGCAGCCUACCGGUGACUUCGAGGGUGUCCUUGACAUAUAUACCGAUGGCGCCUCAAAGGGAAACGGCCAGCUCGGUGCAUACGCCGGCUUUGGAAUAUGGUUUGGUCCCAAUGAUCCAAGGAACGACCACGGUCCCCUCCCAGGCGAAAGACAAACCAAUCAACGCGCCGAGCUCACCGCCAUAGCCCGCGCCAUCGACAUUGCCCCCAUCGACCGCGAAGCACGCAUCUACACCGACUCCCACUACUCCAUGAAGUGCCUGACCGACUGGUUCCAGAACUGGGAAGCAAAAGGCUGGAAGAACUCGGCGGGCAGACCCGUGGAGAAUCGAGAUCUGAUCGAGCCUAUACUUACGCGGAUACGGGAACGGGAGAUGGCAAAAGCGAAGACGCACAUUGUGUGGGUGAAGGCGCAUAAUGGGACUACGGGGAAUGAAGGGGCGGAUAGGUUGGCGAAUGAGGGGGCGGAGGAGAAGAGGCAGGAGGUGGAGAUGGAGAAGAUGGCUAAGGCGAAGGCGGAGAGGGAGAGGGAGAGAGAUGGUGAGGGGGAAGAUGAGUAUUGA
This is a messenger RNA of Didymosphaeria variabile, 1215 nucleotides long. RefSeq lists its product as uncharacterized. Gene Ontology annotation, biological process: DNA replication, removal of RNA primer. Gene Ontology annotation, molecular function: RNA-DNA hybrid ribonuclease activity; nucleic acid binding. The transcript is spliced from 2 exons. The coding region runs from base 1 to 1215 and encodes 404 amino acids. The record is from RefSeq and is a predicted model, not a curated record. Lineage: Eukaryota; Fungi; Ascomycota; Dothideomycetes; Pleosporales; Didymosphaeriaceae.